Messenger RNA from Ramularia collo-cygni, 1863 nucleotides. Its product is annotated as probable nucleolar GTP-binding protein 2. Bases 1 to 1863 code for a protein of 620 amino acids. Gene Ontology annotation, cellular component: nucleolus. The record is from RefSeq and is a predicted model, not a curated record. Lineage: Eukaryota; Fungi; Ascomycota; Dothideomycetes; Mycosphaerellales; Mycosphaerellaceae. Gene Ontology annotation, molecular function: GTP binding. The transcript is spliced from 2 exons.
AUGGGAUCUGGCAAAAAGGAAGGCGCCCGCCGGGAGCGGCAGGGCAAGACGGGCGAUGGCAUGGGCAAUGUCCACACCAAGGGCGAGAACUUCUACCGCAGCGCCAAGCGGGUGAAGACGCUCAACAUGUACAAGGAGGGCAAGCCGAUUCGUAACGCGCGUGGUGAUAUUACACAGGAUGCUUCAUUUCAAAGCAGAGUCAAGCCCACCGCACGCAUCGAGCCCAACCGAAAAUGGUUCACCAAUACUCGAGUGAUUUCGCAGGAUGCGCUGAACUCUUUCCGUGGCGCUGUCGAGGCGCAAAGCAAAGAUCCAUACAGCUACCUGCUGAAGCAAAACAAAUUGCCAAUGAGCUUAAUCACCGACAAUAAGGACAAGGAACGCAAAGACGGGCUGAUCCAGCACAAGGCCAAGAUUCGGAUAGAGAGUGAGAAGUUUGAUGACACGUUCGGUCCAAAGGCGCAACGAAAGAGGCCGCGGCUAGCAGUUUCAAGCCUGGAAGAUCUUGCAAAUGCCACAAUUACCGACUACGGAACAUACAAGGACCGAAAGGAGGAGGCCAGGCUACUGUCCGGAGCUGGCGAUGAAAGUCAUGAAKCAUUCGAAGCCAUCCCAAGAACAGAUCACGGCGAGCUUGCCGCAGCAAAGGAAGCCAUCUUUUCCAAAGGACAGAGCAAGCGAAUAUGGAACGAAUUGUACAAAGUCAUCGACAGCUCAGAUGUGAUCAUUCACGUGCUGGAUGCACGAGAUCCUUUGGGUACACGAUGUCGGAGUGUCGAGAAGUACAUCAAGGAGGAGGCACCUCACAAGCAUCUGCUGUUCUUACUCAACAAGUGCGAUCUGGUGCCCACCAGUGUUGCGGCAAAAUGGGUAAAACUCCUUUCCCAAGACUUCCCAACCCUCGCCUUCCACGCCAGCAUGACCAACAGCUUCGGCAAAGGAACUCUCAUCUCUCUCCUACGGCAAUUCUCCGCGCUGCACAGUGGACGCAAACAGAUCUCAGUCGGCUUCAUUGGCUAUCCCAACACGGGCAAAUCUUCCAUCAUCAACACUCUCCGGAAGAAGAAGGUCUGCACAACUGCACCUAUUCCCGGUGAGACCAAAGUCUGGCAAUACAUCACCUUGAUGAAGCGCAUCUACCUCAUCGAUUGUCCCGGAAUCGUCCCUCCUUCAAUGUCCGACACCUCGGAGGACAUUCUCCUCCGUGGCGUUGUCCGAGUAGAGAACGUCGAGAAUCCAGCACAGUACAUUCCCGCUGUACUAUCAAAGUGUAAACAACAUCAUCUUGAACGCACGUAUGAAAUGAAAGGUUGGUCAGUAAACGACAAGCCCUUCGCAGAGAAGACAGACAAGGAACGUAUGGACGAGAGUAUCAAAUUCCUCGAAGUGCUCGCACGGAGAGGAGGAAGAUUACUCAAGGGCGGAGAGGCAGAUAUGGAUGGUGUGGCCAAGAUGGUGCUCAACGAUUUCCUCAGAGGGAAGAUCCCAUGGUUCAGCCCGCCCCCUGCCGCGGAAGCGGAGGAGAGUGCUGCRGAUUCUGUUGCUGAGGGCGAGGGGAAGAAAGAAGAGACUGGCCGAGAUGAGAAAUUGGGUCUCACGCACAAGAAGAGGAAGAGGGAAGAGUUUGAGGCUAAGCAGCCUGCUGCCGGGAAGAACAAGGGCGAUCAGGAGGAGGAUGAAGACGAUGAUGAUUCCGAUGAUGUUUAUGAGGACGCCGACGAUUUCGAGGGCUUCGACGAGGAGGAUGAUGAGGAGAAAGAGGACGGUGAUGAUUCUGAUGCCGAUGCAGGUGAGAGUGAGAGCGCUGGUGGCGUAUCUGUGCAAAUAAAUCCUGACGAGAGCGACGAGGAUACGCCGCCCUGA